Molecule: messenger RNA, 4117 nt
Organism: Amoebophrya sp. A120
Lineage: Eukaryota; Dinophyceae; Syndiniales; Amoebophryaceae
Source: the annotation of a GenBank genome assembly
CCGCAAUUUUUUUUUUUCAGAAAUAUGUCUUUUUUUUGGUCUAACAAAACUUUUUUACGUUUUUACGUUCUUUUCUAGGAAGAAAGUCAUCAAGCCGCUAUAGCUUGUUCUUCAACUCGAAAAGCAAGAAUGCAGGACCUAACGAAAGCCCGCGGGCGCUUGCAGAAAGAGCGGGCUGCGCUGCUGGAGCUGACUCUCGAGGAGCACGGGCUGUGUACCACCCUGGAAGACUGUCCGAUCGAUGGCACGUUUCCGGCCAAGUGGCGCGCGUACGUGCAGGGCCCACUGAGUACGUGCUGGGAAGCAGGCGUGUUUGCCGUCGAAAUGGAAAUCUGCGCGGAGUUUCCGACCAAGCCGUCCAAGGUGCGGUUCACCGACCCGGUUUUCCACCCGAAUGUGGGCCCCGGCGGCGAAAUUUGCGACAAGCUGUUCCAGGAGAUGUGGUCCCCCGUGAUCCGGUUGGAAAAAGUUCUGCUCACGGUCCGCAGCUUGCUCGUGGACGAGGUGAGGCAGAGUCCGGGUCUGGAGGCCACCGACGAGGCCACGCGGGCUUCCGGUACGAUGAUCAAGACGAAAAUAUUAACGGGCACUAGUAGCUCCUCCUCUGCGCUAGCUUCUUCGUCCGGCAGCGGUCAGCAUAACAAGGUCUACAGUGCACCGCGCACGGCAUACCAGCUGCAGAACCACGAGAGCUUUGUUGCUGCCGACGGCAGAACCCUACCGCGCAAGCUGUAUCACUACACCAGUGGGAAGAAUCGGGACCGGAUUCAGCAGUCCGGAGUUUUGAUGGGCAGUUCCAAGGGCGGCUAUGGUCCGGGCGUUUACGCGACAGCAAUCCACCCCAUGCGAACCACGGAAAAGACCGAUAUCCUGGCGAACAAUUACGGUAUAUAGGAGUAGCUAUGUAGCUCUAGCUGGGUUUGACGAGUUCCGUAACUGCUUCGAAAGGAAUGGUAGGUCUCCACCACUGCAGCUCCAUUUUGCGAGGCAGUGCAGCUCUUGAGCAUUUUUAUCUAUCAUCAACUGCGAAGAACAAUUUGUUGGGUUGAUUUGAAGAGCAUUAGGAAUGGUGCCGGAAGGUUAUGACUGCUCACAAACAACUCCUGUCAGGUUUCAUCUGUUCCGGUGACGGACGCGCAGACUUCGUGAUUGAAUUGGACGUGCAGUGUUUACUGGCUGACAAGUAUAAUGUGCAGCACCACCAAAAGGGCACACGCGACAUUUACUUGCUGACGCUGCCGCACAAGAGCCAGCACGACAUCACUUUGACCCCCCAGAACCACCAUCUGGUGCCUUUCCACGCCCUGGCGAGCUGCGAAGUGAACCACCCGGCCAGUGAAUUGAUCCGAAGCGACAACGCUCUGUAUCGGGCCUGCGUCCAGUGGAGUAUCGUGAACCACGGCACCUACCUAGAGGACUUGCCACGGCAGGGUGGCGUACCACUUCCCAAACCGUCGGUGAUGCGGAAAUACUUUGAGAAGCCGUUGCCGAGUACGAAUAAAAGCGGAGUGGAAGUAGAAAAUACUCCAACUCCAGCGCGCGCGCAACCAUCGCGCGAGCAACUGAAGGCCGUCGGAGAAGCGAUGUUUUCCGCGCGGAGCCUGGUGCCGUCCUUUUUUGACCUGUAUUCCUUUCCGCAGUUCCGAAAGAAGCUGGGCGAGAGAGAGGGUCAGGUCGCGGAGGCGAUACUGCGGAAACACUUGGGCAAAGCGCGUCGACUAGAUACGCUGGAGUUUUCCGUCGAAAAUUUUGUGACGAAAAAACGCAGCAAGCUGCGUUUCAGGAAUCUGGACGAACUGGAGAACCACGGCGCAAAAUAUUUCGUGGAAGACGAAGCGAAUUAUGCCAGUUCCGGCGCGCAAGACGAACUGCAGUGGAGGACUUUGAAGGUCGAACUCAACGAGAAGCUGGAGAAACUCAUAGUCGACAAGCUAUCGGUGGGCGUAGGCAUUGGACCGGAGGAGAUCGCGCGUACGGCUACCGCGGUGUCGGUCCGAGCGGGUGUGCAACCCGAGGGGGCACUGUCCUGGAAUACGGCUCUGUGUUCGUGCACGGGGUAUGAAAAUUUCAACACGCUGCAAGUCGAAUUUAGCUUCAACGCAGGGCAAGAUGCGGACGGGCGCGCGUACGCCCGGCGGGAAGAAACGUGCUAUCUGCCGCGGAACCCGAUGGGGCUGUGUCUGUUGCACCUUUUCCAGGUGGCGUUCAAGAAAGGCGUCAUGUCCAAGCUCGGCCAUCGCGAAUCGAACAAGCAGUACUCGCCUUGUUUCCAUGUUCGCAUCAAAACGUGGAACCAACCAGGUGCCUACGGGUGGCCAGACCCGAGCUACUGGACGACCACGAUCAAAAAGCUGGCGGGCGAGGGAAUCACGUUUGCGGACGUGGAUUUUUCAGUGCAGCAGAAGGCGUUUGUUGAGUUCUUCAAGGCCAUCCCGCCGGGGCCCGGCGAAUCAGCCUGCUGGGCGCUACUGCAGGACCAGAACCACAGGACGGGUAAUCACGUGACCGCGUCGGGUGCACGUCGCUCGUCCCAUGGGCCGACGUAUGCUUCCUCUUAUGUCUUUCCCCAUGUCCGUGGGUUCUCGGCCUAUCAACCUCCGUUCCAGGCGCCGUCGAAUCGCAGUCACCAAAAUAGUUCUGAUCCGCUGGCGCCAUCGGCGGCCGGAGUUGUUGCCGGGACGGGGAAUUGGACGUUAGGAGCGCGGGCGCUUGCGGCAACGGGGCUUGCUAAUUUAGCGGUGGCACCAUCCGCCGGAGCAGCUGCGCCUUCUUCGUCUUCCCUGGCGGCGACAGCCAGCAGCAGUGCAGCGGUGGCAUCAUUCGCCGGAGCAAAAGCGCCUUCUUCGUCUUUCCUGGCGGCGACACCAGCCAGCAGCAGUGCAGCUGUACUUGUACUUCCCACCACAGUCGCCGCGAUGUGGUGGGAAGGCCACUACCGCCGCGAUGAUUGCUUCCCGGGCGUCGAAAUCCACCAGAACUUUGAGAAGCAUGGGUAUAUCCCCGCAAGCGAUUUGCUGCAGCGAGACAGUACGGGUCACGUGGACGUCCAGCUUCUUGGGCACGAAGUUCCGAAUCCGCUCCCCAAUGCGUGUUCAGUGUGCCUGGACGAGGAAGACCCCGAUCCGACGGCACGAAGCGGGGUGUGCCUGAGCAACUACUGCUCGCACACGUUUCACAAGUCUUGCCUCUCGGGCUGGUUCAAAAACGGCAAAAAGGAAUGUCCGCAGUGCCGCGCGCAGCUGUGUACGCUGAAUAUCGGGAAGAUGCCUGACGGAAAUAUGUCGUGGUCUUCCAUCCUUGGUACGCUGGCCGGGACCGAACCCACCACACACAUGCUGCAAGUCACUUUCGACUUCCCGGCUGGGUUCUCAGUGGAGGAGCAGAAGGCGUACCAUGGGCGAAGCGAGAACGCCUUUCUGCCUAUUAACAAGGAGGGCACCACCUUGCUGGAACUUUUCAAAAUUGCGUUCAAACGCCGACUGAUGUUUGGACUGGGCGACCGGCUCACGGGGGGGCGGUUUGGACCCACCUUCAACAUUCAUUUGAAAACGACCGUGAAGCAGGUCGGAGCGCACGGCCACGGCUACCCGGAUCCGGGGUACUUCCAGCGCACGAUCGAGGAGCUCAAGACCAACGGCAUCGAAAUUAAGGAUAUCCAGGUACAGAACCAUUCCGGUGCGUCCCCGAAGUUGAAGAAGCAAAAAACAACCUGAAGAUGAAUGAAGUGGGCAUCACUGUUGAUAACUGCUCGGCUGGGUGCGUUUACCCGGCCAACGAAGGGAAGUUUGGCACCUCGAAGAAGACGACCGGGUGCAGUUCGACGUGGACAAUGAAGGUUUUUGUGAGAACACAGGGCGAGAAAUGAAAUAUGCCCGCGGGAUCGCUUUCUACAAAUGCCAGGAAAAUACCUGGCAAGCGGAGUGACUGUCGGGUCAUUCCGGAUAAAGCAGUACUGGGUGCCCGUCCACUCAUAAGUUAAAUGAGACGACGAAGAAACAAAGGACACGCACAAGCAUGAUGAUGAUGUAUGAUGAUGAUGGCGAUCAAUUAUAUUCCACAUUGCAACAGACUGAGUUGAAAACUCUUUAUUAUACCGACGCAAGUAAGCUAUUGGAGC